CCCGGCACUUGACAUCACAAGUGGACCAUAUCUGCUCCACCUUCAUGACUUCCUUCCUUUUGGGAGCCCCAUGUGUGGAUCAUGGUGUGUUUAGUAAACUCCAUAAAGUCCGGCGGCUGAUGAUGGAAAAAGAUCCCCAAGGCACGCUUCACCGUGCAACUACUCUCGCUAACCCGCCCCCGCCCUCUCACGCCCUGCAUUAGAGAUAUUGGCUUCACGUCAAGCAGACGUAUAGUGCAAAGCAAUUGCCCUAACAGCUCUUAGCGAGACAGGUUCUCCGCUUCCUUCUGCAGGUUGAAAAGCUGCAUGCAUGGCGAACGUGGCACAUGCGAAGUAAAGAAGGCCGUCCGAGAAGGCAUCUCGCCCAGCACCGCGAGUACCUGCAGGAUUCCUGUCCGACCUUGAUGGGUUGAGGCACCCAAGAAUCUUUCUUUCUUGUCAAAGCCGCUUUCAAAAUGGUGUAUUGUGGCAAGCCAUCCAGGGGAUGUCAGAUGUGCCGGACAAGACGUAUAAAAUGCGACGAAACAAAACCCACAUGCACACAAUGCCGCAAGUCCAGGCGAGAGUGCCCUGGCUACAAAGAUGACUUUGAUCUCGUCUUUCGCAAUGAAACGCAGGCCACUGAGAAAAGGGCGAAGAAGCCAACUGCUAAGGCAAGGAAAGCUGCGUCUCAAGCAGCAGCCCCAUCGAACCGACAGUGGAACUCCAGUGCGGCACCCCCUGGCGCAAACCACCCCGACUCUGCAUUGGUACUCAGUGCGAGACCAGCACAAGUGCCUGCUACCCUCUCUAUUCCAGUAGAGCAGGUUGCAUCACAUUAUUUCUUUACCAAUUUUGUUGCUACGUCAAACAAUGGCGCUUCAAUAGGACUCACGGAUUAUAUUAUCCCGCUUGCCAAUGCGAGUCCAGCGGACAAGCAUUUAUUACUCGCCUUCAGUGCAGCGUCACUGGCCGCAUUUGGCAACCGUCCAAGUGGGAAAGCCCUGUUAACGAAGGCACAAGAGCAGUAUAGCAAAGCUAUACGACAUGUAAACGAUGCACUACGGGACCCAGUGGCGCAAAAGACGGAUGAAACCCUCGCAUCUGUGAUGUUGUUGGGGAUGUACGAGACUAUUCUAUCUCGACCUGUAGCUAUGGCAGCCUGGGGCUCACACAUAGACGGGGCGGUGAUGCUAGUCAAGCUCCGAGGGAAGAAGCAACUUCGGACGAGGGUCGGGAGCGCACUCUUUGUUGCCGUUAGGAACCUUAUGUCCAUCAAUUGCCUGUCGACAGGCAAAAGGCCGGACUGGGACAUCGACCCGUGGAGAUAUGACGAUAAAGAUGGCGACGUAAGGGAGGUUGUAAACCAGCUAGCCCUUCAAAUGGCAGAGUUGCGAUAUGAAAUUAAUGGGUUCAUGACUCUCGCAGAACGUACACCUGAAAAUGUUAGCCAGGUCCAAGAUGCAAUGAGGCGCUCCUGGAAGAUGGAGCACAAGAUCCAAGAUUGGAUAGCCAAACUACCAAACGCCCUACGUUUUACAACUGUUGCCUGGGUGAAGAGCAUUUCAUCUGAUGAACUUCUAGACAGCGAGGUGUACCCGGGAAGAAUCGAUACCUUCCCGGAUGUUUGGAUUGCAAGUAUGUGGACACUUCUUCGUGUUACACGGCUGUUUAUCUCAGGCGCUGUGGUUCGUUGCGCUGCAUGGCUGAACACUUCCGUGGAUUAUCGCACGACACCAGAAUAUGCAGCGGCUGCACGGUUAGGAACGGACUCGGUCAACGAUAUAGUCGCAGGCAUUCCGUACCAUUUGGGCUGGAAAGCAAACAAAGGGCCACUGCAGCGAUUUGCUGUAGCGGGCGACAGUUGUUUUGCCUUCGGUGACAACCAAAACACACCAAGGGCAUUGGGAUCAUACCUUUCUACCUGGCCAAUUUUCAGCGCAAGUUGCAGCGACUUCGCAACAGAUGCCCAAAGGAUAUGGUUGAAGGGCAGGUUACACUACAUUGCAGAUGUCAUGGGGAUCAACCAAGCUGGCACAUUAGCUCUCUAUCAAUUACGCCUCCCAUCCAUGACAAUUAAACGCGACUUGAUGAGCAGAGCCGCGCUGUUGACACAUCAGCUUCCCAACCAGGCCUUCACCCCGCCAUUUACUGCCUCUGUAUCCCCGCCGCAUUCAACCAGCACAGUGCCAUCUUCGACUAGCUACUCCACAUCCCAAGGCACCGCUUACAACCCUUCCUCGACGUCCUCUCCACCUACGAAUCUCCCACCUACAAACCUCCCACCUACAAAUCUCCCACCUACGAGCCUCCCACCCAACUACUCGUCCGCCUACCCUGUACCCACAAGCGCGGCCCCAGGCAACCUGGUCAACGCACCUCAAAUACCGCCCCAAUUCGCAUACCUCUUACGCCAGGAAUCCCGACCCGACGAGCACCUCCUCGCAGCUAUCGAGAGCUCUAGUCAGAAGCAGUGGGAUCAAUGGGAGCGCGAGCGCCGGAAGCGCGAGCUCGAACGGAAGAAAGAGGCGCUGGUUGAAGAGGGGACUGGUGGGGAUAAGAUGUUAGCGGAGCUUCUUAAGAGAUAUUUCCAGGUGGGUAUGAUGGACAAGGGCUGAAUUGGUUGACGGGUUGGGAGAAGGGUAGGACCGGAGUUGGGGCUGAGCGCUAUAAGGCGUAUUAUAGAUGGGAGGAUUGGAUUGCUAUUCUUUGGCCGUUCGGGGGUGGGUAGAAAGGACGGGAGCCUGGGCGACUCUACUGUAUGAAGUGUGUGCAGCGUCCGUGCACCCUCGCAGGUGGCUUGCCUAUGUAUUUUUUGCAUAAAGUAGGGAAGGUGUAUCAUAACGCCACGUUUACGUAUUUAUGUUGUUGGUAUAUAUAUUUUGCUUGAAUAACAAUUAAAGAGCUAC
Molecule: messenger RNA, 2888 nt
Organism: Pseudogymnoascus destructans
Lineage: Eukaryota; Fungi; Ascomycota; Leotiomycetes; Thelebolales; Thelebolaceae
Exons: 5
Coding region: 456-2597 (713 amino acids)
Biological process (GO): regulation of DNA-templated transcription
Molecular function (GO): DNA-binding transcription factor activity, RNA polymerase II-specific; zinc ion binding
Source: RefSeq, a predicted model, not a curated record